This is a messenger RNA of Marasmius oreades (fairy-ring Marasmius), 714 nucleotides long. RefSeq lists its product as uncharacterized. The transcript is spliced from 4 exons. The coding region runs from base 1 to 714 and encodes 237 amino acids. Lineage: Eukaryota; Fungi; Basidiomycota; Agaricomycetes; Agaricales; Marasmiaceae. The record is from RefSeq and is a predicted model, not a curated record.
AUGUUCGCUCAAGUAUCUCUUGUCGCGUUGUCGCUUGCUGCGUAUUCCUCCGCGAUUUGCACGAAGACAUAUACUGUGAAGUCGGGCGAUGGAUGCGACGCUAUUGCUCUAGCCAACAAUGUUUCCCAAUACCAGCUUCAGAAGCUCAAUGGAAACAACAUCUGUCUCCUCCUCACUCCUGGGCAAAGCAUCUGUCUGACUGAUUCGACUUAUGACUGUCAACCAGUUCAUGCAGUCGUCUCGGGGGAAACUUGCUCCGCGAUCGCUCAGAGCAAUGGGAUAACAUUGUCCAAGUUCCUAUCUAACAACGCUCAACUCGAUCCUAACACCUGCCCCAUCUACCCCGGAUUGAAUGUUUGUGUUGAUCCUGAUAGUACUAACCCAGGUGGCGAUUGCACCAGAACGACAGAAAUUCAAGCCGGCGAUACUUGCGAUGCCAUCGCUGGUCGCAACGGGAUUUCUACGUACAUCAUCCAACAAAUUAACCCCGGGAACACCUGUGCUGGUUUGCUCGCCUUCACCCAGAUUUGUGUUGACUCCCCCGCGAAUAACUGCGCGAAGAUCUACACGGUUACUGGAAAUGAGGGAGGCUGCGAUCCGAUUGCCACUGCGCAGGGAAUUACGUUUACGAGGUUGAGGGAGUUGAAUCCUAAUAUUGACGCGUUCUGUGGGAAUAUCUAUCCUGGGGAGGUUCUGUGUGUUCAAUCCAAGUAA